AUGAUUGGUGGUUGGAUAAUUGAUCCAACCACCUAUACAGGAUGGAUUUGCAAACUUCGUGCUUUUCUUGUGUUCAUAACAAGAACAAUAGCACCGUGGUUAAUCGUUUUAGCCACUAUCGAUCGAUGGCUUUUAUCGAGUGUUGAUGCUCAUCGUCGACAAAAAAGCACAUUAAAGAAUGCUCAACGAUGGACAAUAAUAAUAAUUAUUUUUUCAAUCCUACUCUAUGCUCAACUGUUCUAUUGUUAUGAAGCAAAUCUUAUUGAUACUCCUCUGGAAUGUUAUGGUAAAACAGUUGCAUGUCGUUAUAUCACUGAUUUCUCAUUUUCUGUGAUUACAAUUUUAUGUCCUUUAUUUUUCAUGAUUUUAUUUGGCUUGUUAACUAUUUCAAAUGUACAACAAUCUCAACGUCGUGUUCAAAUAUUACAAUUACAAAAUAAGAAGCCUACAAAGAAUAAGUCAUCAGGAUCAAUUGGUGGGAAUACAGAACAUAAAUCAAAACAAAGAACUGAGCGUAGUCUUCUUCGAAUGCUUCUAGUUCAGGUUUUGCUUCUCACUAUCUUUACUUUUCCAUUGUUUCUUCAAAAAUUUUAUUCAACAUUCUCUGGAGAGAAAAAAUCUCCAAUAGAGAUGGCCAUUAAUAUGUUUCUAUAUAAUUUAGCCGUUUUAAUAUAUUUUGUAUCGAAUGGUAUGCCUUUCUACAUUUAUACAUUAUGUGGUGGAACCGUGUUUCGAAAGGCAUUAUCUGAGUUUGUUUUGAUGAUGAAACGAAAAAUGAUGUGUCAAUAG
Rotaria sp. Silwood1 is the source of this 789-nucleotide messenger RNA. Lineage: Eukaryota; Metazoa; Rotifera; Eurotatoria; Philodinida; Philodinidae. The record is from the annotation of a GenBank genome assembly.